AUGGUGAUAAAAAUAUCCUGGGAAUUGAGGGGAAUUAAUCAGGUGUACAUAAUUGGAGGGGAUGGAACUCAAAAGGGUGCAUUAGUAAUAUAUCAGGAAGUAAGAAAACGAGGCCUUAAGGUUUCAGUUAUGAGAAUUCUGAGAACAAUUGAUAAUGACAUUACAGUAUACAUACCUUAUUCAUUCUCAAUUUUAUCCUUGGCAUCUUUCCAAAACAAUUCAGCUGGUGUUCUUGUGAAACUGCUUAUUCUGAUGAUGGUUUUUGCUAUGGAUUCUUCAGUUGCUACUGAUCCUAACAAUGAUAAAGAUUAUACGGAUGUAUAUUUGGAAAGGACAAUGAGCAAUCAACUAUUUGCUCAUUUGGAGGUUGCUGCCGAUGUUGGUUCAUCAGGUGCUGCUGUUGAUGUUGGUUCAGUAGGGCCUGCUGCUGAUGUUGGUUCGACAGGUCCUGCUGCCGAUGUUGGUUCAGCAAGGCCUGUUGUUGAUGUUGGUUCAUCAGAGGUUGUAGUGGUAGAAGAGAAGCUCAGUGAAAAGAAGCAGAUUAGAAUCAAAUUAGUUGGUACUAAGGGUAAAGGGAAAAAGGUUGAAAAAGGAUUGAAAGAAAAACAGAAGAUUAAGCUGGAGGAGACGAAAUCCAGCAACGAAGGGGAAGAUUUGAAGUCUCAUGUUUAUGGGACAUUACAUAGUUGGAUGUCCCCUUCAUCCAUAGUUCAAGUUAUUGAAAAAUGUUUAAAAAAUCAGUUGAAAGCUAUUAGAGCAAUAGGAUUCGGGUCUAUGGAGUUCUUGAAGAGAUAAGAGAGUGAUUCAGCAAUGGAAGAAGCAAUUCAAAAACAACUCACUCUCUAUCAAAAUAGGGGAGCUGAAAGAAUUUCUGAAAGAGCAUAACUCAGUUGGUCUUAUGUUCAAAAGGAACUUUGUAGUGCUAUGCGUGUCUACAUUGAUGGAUGGUAAACUUCUUAUUUUUAUUUUGCUUAUUUUUAGUUAUAGUUAGCACUUAGCAGUUGUGUGCUAUAUAUAGCAAUUAUAUUGCCUAAGUUGUUGGUCAAAUAUGUAUAGAAUCAGUUA
Messenger RNA from Chenopodium quinoa (quinoa), 1065 nucleotides. Its product is annotated as ATP-dependent 6-phosphofructokinase-like. Bases 1 to 795 code for a protein of 264 amino acids. The record is from RefSeq and is a predicted model, not a curated record. The transcript is spliced from 8 exons. Gene Ontology annotation, cellular component: cytoplasm. Gene Ontology annotation, molecular function: 6-phosphofructokinase activity. NCBI's taxonomy places the organism in Eukaryota, Viridiplantae, Streptophyta, Magnoliopsida, Caryophyllales, Amaranthaceae. Gene Ontology annotation, biological process: glycolytic process.